AUGUCCGCCGCCUUGACAGACCGCAGAUACUACAGCUCGCCCAAAUUCAUCGACUCUACGGGUGCCGGCAACGUCUUCCUUGGGUCCGUUACCGCCAUUUUCACGAAUACAGGCGGCGAGGGUCUGGCAUCUGCGCACGGCGCUGUCGUAGCCAGCUUCAUCAUUAAGCACACUAGCCCGCCCCAGAGGAAGGCGACCAAAGACAAUGGACUCUGGAACGGAGAAGGCUUCGAGGAUAGACUGAAGCAAUACGAAGUCAAGCCCGCGACAUAG
Molecule: messenger RNA, 273 nt
Organism: Colletotrichum spaethianum
Lineage: Eukaryota; Fungi; Ascomycota; Sordariomycetes; Glomerellales; Glomerellaceae
Exons: 2
Coding region: 1-273 (90 amino acids)
Source: RefSeq, a predicted model, not a curated record